Molecule: messenger RNA, 5298 nt
Organism: Vicia faba (fava bean)
Lineage: Eukaryota; Viridiplantae; Streptophyta; Magnoliopsida; Fabales; Fabaceae
Source: the annotation of a GenBank genome assembly
AUGGCGCUGUUCCGAAGAUUAUUUUACCGGAAGCCGCCGGAUCGUCUUCUCGAGAUCUCUGAGAGAGUCUAUGUUUUUGAUUGCUGCUUCUCUACGGGCGUCUUGGAAGAAGAUGAGUACAAAUUGUAUAUGGGGGGAAUUGUAGCUCAGCUACAAGAUUACUUUCCAGAUGCUUCUUUCAUGGUGUUCAAUUUCAGAGAAGGGGAUAGGCGCAGCCAAAUUUCAGACAUAUUAUCUUUAUGUGAUAUGACAGUUAUGGAGUACCCUCGGCAAUACGAGGGCUGUCCACUUCUUCCUCUAGAGAUGGUUCAUCAUUUCCUUCGAUCAAGUGAAAGCUGGCUCUCUUUGGAGGGGCAGCAAAAUGUGCUUUUGAUGCACUGUGAAAGAGGGGGUUGGCCUGUGCUGGCAUUUAUGUUAGCCGGUCUUUUAUUGUACCGAAAGCAAUAUAGUGGGGAGCUGAAGACUCUUGAAAUGGUCUACAAGCAAGCACCCAGAGAACUUCUCCAGCUUUUAUCUCCUUUGAACCCACAGCCUUCUCAGUUAAGAUAUCUUCAUUAUAUUUCCAGGAGAGAUUUGGGUUCUGAGUGGCCUCCGUCAGACACACCUUUAUAUUUAGAUUGUGUAAUUCUAAGAGUUCUUCCAUUAUUUGAUGGUGGGAAAGGUUGCAGGCCUGUUGUAAAUGUUUAUGGUCCGGACCCUUCAAAUCCUGCCAAUAGAAGUUCUAAGCUUCUUUUCUCAACUUCAAAAGUCCAAAAUCAUGUUCGCCACUACCUGCAGGCAGAGUGUAUGCUCGUGAAAAUUGAUAUUCAUUGUCGUGUUCAAGGGGAUGUCGUUCUUGAAUGUAUACAUUUAAGCGAAGAUUUCGUUAGUGAGGAGAUGAUGUUUAGAGUCAUGUUUCAUACUGCAUUUAUACGGUCAAAUAUUUUGGUGCUGAGCCGUGAUGAAAUCGAUAUAUUGUGGGAUACAAAGGAUCAGUUCCCCAAGGAUUUUAAAUCUGAGGUGCUUUUUUUGGAUGCUGAUGCUGUUAUACCUAAUCUAACCACAGUCAAUGUGAGUGAAGAAGAUGAAAAUGAGACAGAAAGCGGUUCACCUGACGAAUUCUAUGAAGUGGAAGAGAUUUUCAGCAAUGUAAUUGAUGCACAGGAUUCUCCAAAGUUUCGUCAAAAUGCAGGAGAUGAUGGAAGCCUUAAAGAUGUCUGGAAAGAGUAUUCAGAUCCUCCUACUUUUCAGGAUUCCACGCCAGAUGAUGGGUUUAACCAACAGGUUGAAUGGACAGAUUCUGUUAUUAACGAGGUGAAAGACAUCACUGUUGAUGAUGUGAAAUACAAGCUUGAUGAGCUUGUAGAUUCAGAUACUCAUGCAGUGAAAGAUAUUGCUGUGGAUGGUGGAGAAAAUAAGUUAACUUCCACUGCUGUUACUUUUGACAUGAUGGAAACCCCGGAGAGACAAGAAGUCAAUUUGGAUGUGCACGAUGAGUUAGCAGUUAAGCGAAACAAUUAUGACGAAGAUAACAAUGCAACACUUCAAGAAUUAGAGCCCGAGGAAGGGCAGCAGAUGCAUGAUCUUGCCGGAUCAAUAUCUGUUGAAAAGAAACAACUUCCUUCUGACCCAAAGCCAGUGGAAGGCGUAGUUGUAGAAAAGCAAAAGGCUAAACAGAAAGAACCACGGGGAUUUCAGGAAAAACAAGCAAACGAAAAUGCAACAACUAGGUGGAUACCUUCUAAUAAAGCUUCUUAUCAAGAUUCAAUGCAUGUUUCAUAUCCACCGAGAAGGCAUAAUAGUUCACCAUCUAUUCUGUCAAAUACUACCUCUGCAAAGGAGAAAAUUACUAAUGCCAAAGGAAGACGUAUUUCUUCGACAAAUGAUCUGAAAAGUUGUAAUGGGGACAAUUCAAAAUCUCUAGAAAGCAUAUGGGAAAUUGAUUCAAACGCCCAGCUAUCACCAUUGAUACCAAUUACAGAGUCAUUUCAUCAGUCAGCUACUCAAGCACUACAGUUAAGCAUUGAUCAAGUGCUACAACCUCAUAUCCCCCCUUUCGCUCCACCCCCAACUCCACCCCCAACACCAUCUUCUUCCUUGGAUGGUAAAGUGUCUACGAUACCGCAACCCCCGCCUCAACCGCCUCCUCAACCUCCAGCACCACCUCCACCUUUUUUGUCAGGUUUUGGUAAGAAAAAUGAAGAGAUGGACUUACAAGCUGCAACUUAUCCUCCUCCACCCCCACCUCCGCCUUCAUUUUCUGCGCAAAAUAGAGGGAGCUCAUUACCUCUUUCUACUCACAGGAAGCCCUAUUAUUCAUCGAUUGGUGUAGGUGGAGAAAAUGGUGGUGCUUUACCUCCUUCAACUCCUAUAGUAGGAAGUGUUUUUGCAUCAAAAGUUUAUAAAUUAGUUGAUGCAGUCAUUCUUCCCAUUCCUCCACCACCACCACCACCACCUCCACCCUCUUCUUCUCUCCCCCCAAAAUAUGGAGUUACAUCCAUUCCUCCUCCACCACCUCCACCACCUUUGUCUUAUAUGGAUAGAGCUCCACCACUCCUUCCUCCUAUAACACCAACAUUACUUAAUGCUCCACUACCACCACCUUUAAAUAUAUCUCAACCUCCACCUCCACCACCAUUGCCUCCUACUCCUCCUGUUGUAUAUAAAGCCCUACCACCAUCUCCUCCACCACCACCUUUUUGUAAAGCUCCAUCAACCCCACUUGCUAUUAGUAUAGCUCCACCGCCUCCACCUCUUCUUUCUACAAGUAAAACACAACCUCCGCCGCCACCACCACCUCUUCCUUCAUCAACUGAAGAACCUCCACCACCACCACCACCUCCUUCAAUGUCUAAGGCCCCACCACCCCCACCCCCACCUCCACCAUUCUUUGGAGCUCCACCAUCACCACUUCUUCCUAGAUCGAGUGGAGCACCUUCACCACCACCUCCACCUCCUUUGUCCAAGGCUCCACCCACAACCCCACCAUUCUAUGAAACUCCACCACCGCCACCUCCUUUGUCCAAGGCUCCACCCCCACCCCCACCCCCACCAUUCUAUGGAACUCCACCACCACCACCUCUUUUUUCAUCAAGUGGAGUACCUCCACCGCCAUCUCCUUCAUUGUCUAAGGCACCACCACCACCCCCACCUCCACCUCCACCAUUCUAUGGUACUCCACCACCACCCCCACCAUAUCUUCCUACAUUAAGUGGAAUACCUCUAACACCACCAACUCUUGCAAUGUCUAAGGCCCCACCUCCACCACUCAAUAGAGCUCCACCACCACCACCACCACCACAAUAUCUUCUUGCAUCUAGUGGAGCACCUCAACCACCACCACCACCUCCUUCAAUGUCUAAGACCCCACCUCCACCAUUUUAUGGGGCUCCACCACCACCAUCAUAUCUUCCUAUAUCUAGUGGACCACCACCACCACCACCACCACCACCACCUCCUUCAAUUGGAGCACCACCACCACCACCAUAUCUUCCUGCAUCUAGUGGAGCACCACCACCACCACCACCACCACCAUAUCUUUCUGCAUCUAGUGGAGCACCACCACCACCACCUCCCCCAUUUUAUGGAGCAACUCCACCACCACCACCUCCCCCAUUUUAUGGAGCAACUCCACCACCACCACCUCAUUCACUGUCUAAGGCCCCACCACCCCCACCUCCACCAUUCUACGGAGCAACACAACCGCCACCACCUCCCAUGCAUGCAACAAAAGCACCACCUCCUCCACCACCUCCGGGUGGUCAAGGCCCACCUCCUCCUCCACCUCCAGGUUUUCGAGGCCCACCUCCUCCGCCACCUCCAGGUUUCCGAGGCCCACCUCCCCCGCCACUUCCAGGUGGCCAAGGCCCACCUCCUCCUCCACCUCCAGGUGGUCGAGGCCCUGCUCCACCACCUCCUCCUGGAGCUCAUGCACCUGGUGCUCCCGCACCUCCUAGACCUCCAGGUGGUGCACCCCCACCGCCUGGGGCUGAUCCAAGAGGUAGAGGGCGUGGACUUGCACGUCCUACUGGUGCAGCGGCACCUCGACGAUCCUCCUUAAAGCCUCUUCAUUGGAGUAAGGUAACAAGGGCAUUGCAAGGAAGUUUAUGGGAAGAAUUACAAAGACAUGGAGAAACUCAAAUUGGACAAGAGUUUGACGUUUCAGAGUUAGAGAAGCUUUUUGCUGUAAAUGUUCCCAAACCUGCUGCUUCUGGUGGUAAAUCUGGAGGGCUAGGCAAGUCUGCAGGAUCCAAACCUGAGAAAAUUACCUUGGUUGAUUUAAGGAGAGCCUAUAAUACUGAAAUUAUGCUUACAAAGGUUAAGAUGCCUCUACCGGAUAUGAUGGCUGCAGUACUGGCUUUGGAUGACUCAGUAUUAGAUGUUGAUCAGGUGGAAAAUCUUAUUAAAUUUUGUCCUACCAAAGAGGAAAUGGAUCUUUUGAAGGCAUAUACUGGCAACAAGGAGAAUUUGGGAAAGUGCGAACAGUUCUUUAUGGAGCUGAUGAAAGUGCCACGAGUUGAGUCGAAAUUAAGAGUAUUCUGUUUCAAGAUUCAAUUUCAGUGUCAGAUUACAGAGUUUAAUAAGAGUUUAAACUUAGUGAACUCUGCAUGUGAAGAGGUCCGAAAUUCAGUCAAACUGAAGGAGAUUAUGAAGAAAAUUCUUUAUUUGGGUAAUGCAUUGAAUCAAGGAACAGCAAGAGGAUCUGCUGUUGGAUUUAAGUUAGACAGCCUUUUAAAGCUCACCGACACUCGUGCUUCUAACAGCAAAAUGACACUGAUGCAUUAUCUUUGCAAGGUCCUAGCUGAAAAGUUUCCUACACUCCUUGAUUUUCACCUUGACCUAGUUAGCGUAGAUACUGCCUCUAAGAUACAAUUGAAGUCAUUAGCAGAAGAAAUGCAGGCAAUUACCAAGGGACUAGAAAAAGUAAACCAGGAGCUUGCUGCUUGUGAAAGUGAUGGCCCAGUAUCUGAAGUUUUCCGUAAGACAUUGAAAGAUUUCGUUAAUGAAGCCAAGUCUCAGGUGGAUUCUGUAACACGCCUAUAUUCUGAUGUGGGUAGAAAUGCAGACGCACUUGCACAGUAUUUCAAUGAGGAUCCUGCUCGUUGUCCUUUUGAGCAAGUUACUGCAACUCUGUUAAAUUUUAUAAGGAUGUUUCUCAAAGCACAUGAUGAGAAUAUCAAACAAGCAGAAUUAGAGAAGAAGAAAGCUGAGAAAGAGGCUGAAAUGGAGAAGAAAGCUAAGAAGGAGGCUGAAAUGGAAAAGGGUAAAAGCAGUGGUUUGACAAGGAAGAGUAAAAAAGAUAAAGAAGAAGAAAGCUGA